GCCGGCCGGGCGCUCGCUGCCGGCCGCGCUAUAAGAGGCGGCGCGGGCGGCGGGGCCGCAGCGGGCGCGGCGGGGGAACGAGAUGAGCAGCGCCGGCGCCGCUGCAAGAUGCUGGAUGGACACGUCCUGCUGGGAUGGCUCUCCUCCUGCGCGCUCCUAGGGCUGCUCGCCUGCGCCCCGCGGCCCUCCGCCGCCUACUUCGGGCUGACUGGGAACGAACCCCUGACCAUCCUCCCUCUGACCUCGGAAAUGGAGGAAGCUGCCGUCAAAGCCCACUACAAAGUCUGUGACCGCCUGAAGCUGGAGAAGAAGCAGCGUAGGAUGUGCCGGCGGGACCCCGGCGUGGCCGAGACCCUCAUGGAGGCCAUCAGCAUGAGCGCGCUGGAGUGCCAGUACCAGUUUCGUUUUGAGCGCUGGAAUUGCACCCUGGAGGGCCGCUACCGGGCCAGCCUGCUGAAGAGAGGUUUUAAGGAGACAGCCUUCCUGUAUGCCAUUUCCUCGGCGGGGCUGACUCAUGCCAUGGCCAAGGCGUGCAGCGCAGGGCGCAUGGAGCGCUGCACCUGUGACGAGGCCCCCGACCUGGAGAACCGCGAGGCCUGGCAGUGGGGCGGGUGCGGCGACAACCUGAAAUACAGCAACAAGUUCGUCAAGGAGUUUCUGGGGAGGAAGCCCAACAAGGACCUGCGAGCCAGGGUGGACUUUCACAAUAACCUUGUGGGCAUGAAGGUCAUCAAAGCUGGAGUGGAGACAACCUGUAAAUGCCACGGUGUAUCUGGGUCCUGCACUGUCCGAACAUGCUGGAGGCAGCUCUCUCCAUUCCACGAAAUAGGGAAGCAGCUGAAGCAGAAAUAUGAGACGUCACUCAAAGUGGGCAGCACUACCAACGAGGCCACGGGGGAAGGAGACAUCUCCCCACCCAAGAAGUCCAUCCCUGGUCACAGUGAUCAAAUCCCAAGGACUACGGAUCUCGUCUACAUUGACGAUUCCCCGAGCUUCUGUCUGAUGAGCAGAUACUCUCCUGGGACUUCAGGAAGGAAAUGUUACAAAGACAAGAACUGUGACAGCAUCUGCUGUGGGCGAGGGCACAAUACGCAGAGCCGGGUGGUCACCCGUCCAUGCCAGUGCCAGGUUCGCUGGUGUUGCUAUGUGGAAUGCAAGCAAUGCACCCAGAGAGAAGAGGUUUAUACCUGCAAAGACUAACGCGUCUUCUGUCUAAUGGCUACCCUCAGUGAUGGGCGAUUGCGAUCUAUGAGAACUACAUAUGGAGACAAACAGGGUUUGAUUGACCUUCUGGGAUCUGAAAGCUAUGUUGAGACAUAAGCACUUUGUAGGGUACAGGUGACCCAGCUGUGUUGCUGUUUUUUGUUUUUGUUUUUUUUCCUGUAGACUGAAUUUUAAUGAGGUCCAACCAUGUGGAAGUAAGUGCCUGUCACACUGGGGUUAGACACCAGUUGACCUUCACCUUAAUCAUCCACGCAGUUUAACAGAUCAUUUAUCCAUGGAACAUCUUGAUUGUUUCACCAAUCCUCCAUGGACUCCUGGGCUAAUAUAUUCUCUUCAGAAUAAACAACUGUGUGACCUAUACUGCUUUAUUCCUGAAGCUUACCUGACUGCCUAGAGAGCUGAGCAGAUACGAAAGAAAGACCUUUCUGCUUUGAAUGUGGUGGUAGAGGAAGCGGUAAUUUUUCCUUCUGAAACUGGAGAUACGUGUCUGGGGUAAGCAGAAUCAGCUCUGAUUGUUCCUCUAGUGGAAUUUCUGCACAUCCAGCAAACAAGGCUCUGACAAAGAGACCCACUUGGAGGGUAAGCUUUUUAAUGACAGCUCUGUAUCCACGUGCUCUGAUCACCAAAGUAGCUCCAAAAAUGUUGGGUCCACCAUGUUGCAGAUAGAAAUUUAUCCAAGAAAGAGGUUGGGAAGACAGUACAAAACCAGACGUGCCUGUCCCCUUCAGUCCGAUAGCAUUUUUUUUAACAUUUUCUUCAAAUGCAGUUUCUUUAGCACUAUCACUGUCUUAAUUUUUAUUUUUUAAAGAAACCACUACUUUUGUUUUAUUUUCACUCUGUACAUGUUAUAUGUUUCUCUCUUCUUCCCACCUCUUGCUGAUUUAAUUCACCCUGUGAAGACUGCUUUGGAAAUCUAAACUGGAACUUUUUCAUCUUAUGUCAGCUGAAUUUGGACGUGCAUUUCUGAGUAGGACAAGAGAAAUUCCCACUCAUCUUGGAACAUCAUGCUGUCUUGCAUUGUAUAGCAGCCGUUUUGGACUGGAUUGGACCUUUGGAGGAGUUGACUUUUCUUUUACUGGGUCAUCAUUCCAUUUACUCUAAACCGUGGCAGUGGUACAUGACACAAGCUGUAUGUAAACCCUAUGACCUUAAGAUUUUUUUUAACCACUAGAUCGAGAACUGUAUUUUGAAAAUACAACUGCUAAAUGGUAACCAACUAUUGGAUUCGGAACAGCUAAUCGACACCGAGACAACCUAUUGAGUGGCCAGAGACGCCAGAAAUCAACUGCAGUGGUAGAUCGCUCUGACGCUGUGAAACAGAUGACAACCUUCAGCAUUUCUUCUUCCCUUUGAAGAAGAUACUUACAAUCCAGGACUUGAUAUGGCAAUAUCAUUCAGUCAUAUAAAAGUGCUUCUGGAUUGGAAGCAACCGGUAAAUGCCUCAACGAAGCUUUCUCAGGAAACACUGGAGAGCAGAGGGCAUUUUUUUUCUUUUUUUGGUAGCAAUUUUUGAUUGUCCAGUAGUAGCAAAUUCGAAUAGCUUUAUAAAGCAUUGGUCUGAUUUUUCAAAAGAUGAACGCUGGCUGGAAUUUUUCAAGAAGUGGUAGAUGUUUGCCAAGCAAAAAGAGCAGAGUUUUCCAAGAUGGACCAUUAUUUUUCAAGGUGUUGUUUUUCUUUCCUUUUUUUUUUCUUUCCCCAAAUAGUAGCCACUAAUAUUUAAGCUGUUCAUGUGCAUCUACUGGGAGGAGAAUUUUUUUUUUUUCUUGGUAACAAAUAACUGCAGCCCAGUCUGGCUCCAUUGGCUUCAAAUUUUGAGGUGGGGGACUGGGGAGGGACAGGUGUUACCAUUAAUAGUGCUAUGGUCCUGCAAAGCGAAACAUACUGGCUCUUUUUUUAUUUUUAUUUUUUGUUUUGUUUAUUUGCUGUACAAUUCUGGAGAUUGGGGUAGUGCUGGAGAAGGAGGAAUCCACACACAGUGUUUGUCCCAUCCACCACAGCAAGUGCUCGGUGGAGCAUUCGACGCAGAGAAUUUGCAGGAGGGUCUCGCAGCUUCCGUGGGAUGCACCGUUUUGAAAGUCACACACGAGCAGUUUAUCUAAUGGUUUAAAAAAAUGAACUGAAUAGAAACCUAUUAUUCAGUGUAUGCAUGCGUGUAUAGAUACACACGCAUGCAGACACGUAAAUAUAUAUAUAUAUAAAUAUUGAACGAACAUUUAUUUAUUGUAAAGCCCUUCAGAAGGACCUUCUCAUGGUUUCAAUGUGGUAUUAUGUUAAAUUCUCUUUCUCCCUCUGUCUCUCUCUCUCUCACACAUAUGUGCAAACUCACUGUUACAUUUUUGUGUGUGUGUUAGAAUAGCUCUUGCCCCUCCAAAGUAAGGCUGGAUCCAAACCUGCUCAAAACACGAAGGUUUUGGGGUCUGAAUUACUAGUUCUGGACCCAUUCUUUUUUAAAAUAUUUGUUCUUAAUGAAAGAAUGGGCCACAAUUUAUGUGCAUUAUUAUUAUUAUUAAUUAUUAUUAUUAUUCUUAUUGUUAUAUUUAAACCAUGGGCCUCAUUUUCCUUCUUUUCACUGGUGUCUCUGUCUCCGUUGACCUCGCUGGAGUAACUCCAUAUUGCACUGGUGUGAGAGGAGAAUGAGUCCCUAGAUGCAGAAGAGAGGGCAGGAUUGGCAUUGAUAUCAUUAUAGUGAAAAUGCCUGUGACAGACGGGAUAGGAUAGAUAGCUUGUGUUUGGCCGUAGAGGGGAGAGAGAGAUGGGUGGGCAAAUAAGGCAGACUGUCAAAAGUCUGAAUAGAAGUAAGAGGCAAAGAGUGAAUGAACUACUGAGUGAAAGAGCUCUUCUGUGUAUUAUAAUUCACGCACUGAAGCCUGGAUGCUUUCUGUAAGUAUUUAAAAAAAAACCACACAAAAACAAAUUGUAUUUAUGUUAAUGUGGAUAUAUUACUUGCCUGUUAUAUAUUUGUAAAUAGCAAGGUUUAUUCUCCUGUGGUUAAAAAAAAAUUAUAAAUAACUAAAUAGUAGCGAGGCACAUGUGUUAAAUGCAUAGGCAAUGUAUAAAAUAUACUAACACUCUGAAAUCAGGAGAACUUGUCUUCUUGGCCUUUUGACCUAGGGUGGUAAAACAUAUGUGGGUUAUUUUUCUUCUCCCCAUCCCUAAGCUUUCUGUGUGUGUUUUGGGGGAGGUUGUGUUAAGUUCCAGGGUUUUCUGAUGCUUGCCUUAUCUUUGGAGAAAGAAUGGGGGAAAAGCUUCGUUGUGGAAAAAUCCAAUGGAGCUUGAGUAGGACGAAACAAGUAGCAGCUGGUAGAAAUAUUGUUAGACCCUCUCAAAACUCUCUCAAAUGCUUGAGUUGGGUUUUCUGCUGGGGAGGGUUGUGUAUUGGAGUUGAAUUAAACCACAGGACCAAGCAGGGAUUUCUGCUUGUGAUCCUCCAUAUGCAAGUUUAGAAAACUAGGUAAGGAGCCUUGAAGUCCUCUAUAAAACAUUGAGUAAUGUCCUGUAAAACCCUUUUGGCUCCAGCUGUAUGAAAUUGGAUUUUUCCAGAGAGGCCAGUUGUACUGUCACAUCGUAUGAUCUCCAGUGCAAUCCAAUAGAAUUGCUUAUUCUUGUAAAACUACUACAAGAGUGGAUUUCGGCCCUGAAUUUUUCAUGGUGUCACUUCAUAAUGAAAGUGCAAAGCAACUUUUCCUCUUUUUCUUCUCUUCUACAGAAACAGCUUUUUGCAGCAGAUAUAACUGGAGAAGGAUGGAUGGGUAUAGGGGAGGUCUCUGGUUUCUGAUCCCCUUUCACGCCCUUUUCCCCCCCAAAAGUGUCAAAGCGUGGGUUCUCCUAAGCUGAUCCAGCAAGACUUGCAAGAUCAGUAUUGGGGUGGGGGGGUGCAACCAUUAUUUAUAUAACUUUUUUAUUAAUUUUUUAAAAAGAGAAGUUAGCUGAUGGAAGAAUAUUUUUAUUGAAUAGUGCAUUUAGUUAUGUCAGAAAUAUAAAAAAUAUAUAUAAUAUUUUUGUAAACAAGGCAAACUGAAAAUGUUUGCUGUUUUAUAUUAGAAUUUUCUAUUAAAAGAAAUAAAAACCCACACAAAUAAUUGUUGCACCCGUCAUCUGUUUUUUAACAAGCUUCUAUUCUGUGUGACUGACUCAUAUAUACCGGAUGUGGAGAUGUGCAAAACAAGUCCUAAACAUUACGUUCUCAUUGUCUUCCAGCUCUCAAAAGACUUCAGUUGGUGAAACAAGCAGUGUUUAGUCCACAGGACUUUUUCUGAUUGCUGACGCUAAAAAUUUCUUACGAAGAGUGACAGAAUCCGUAGCUUGCAAUUGAAAUACAAAAACCUACCCGGAAACCUCAAGCUUGCUGGUUUUAAUUUUGCUUCCUGGUCUUGGGAUGGCUCUGGAGGGAGGAAAGCCCCAGAUGAUUUUCAAUAACUAGAUUUUUGCCUUCGAUCUCCAUUCGGGUGGGAAGGGAACAGCCUUGUGAAGGCUGUUGGAAGCAAACAAACAAAGAACAAAUCUGAAUGCAUGGGAGGUUUAAAUGAAGAGGACCAAAUUCCAGGCUUGAUCUAGCACAAGCUGUUCUUAUCGACUUGACUGGCGUAGUGUAAAGUUGUGACACUGGAACUUGGUCCGCUGGAGUUCAGGAAGCCUCUUCUUCCCCUUUGGAAGCACAGGAUAAAUUGUGAGCCAUCUCUUUUCAGGAGAGCUUUUGCAGUUGCUGAUUUGGAGACCUGGAUAGGGAUGAAAAAUUGCUGAGGAUCUUUCAUGGUCAGCCAGCCUUUAUUCAUCUGCCUUCCUUUGGUCGAGCCCUUGAAUUUCUUUGUUAGUCAUUAUUUCAGCUGCCCUGUUUAAGCCAACAUACGAGGAGAGAUUGAGUUGGUUUGGUUGCAGUAGGUCUGGAUGAGAGUCCAGAUGAAGGGACAAAUUCCUCGUGGUUGCUUUUAUGGAAUAGAUGCUGCUUAAGGUAAUUUUCUGUUGAAUUAUAGUGCCUAUGAAAAAAAAAAAAACCAACCCUCAGUUGAUGUUGCAGUAAGGUUAGGGCUAUUCUGUACUCUCUAAAAAGGUGCAGCAAAGCUGUAUUCCCUGCUUUUUUGGCGCUAUGUGCACAUCUGUUGGGAUGAGUCUGGCUUCCAUGGUCAGCUCACCCUGGCUUGCACUAUUCAGGAUGCGUAACUAACUAGGUGGUGACUUUUUGGAAGCAACGUUUUCCCACAAGAUGAGGCCUUUUAUUACCAUUGCAGUCCAUGUAACUUGAAGGAGGCUCAGUAUGGCACAGAAUCAGACCUGUAGAGAUCUGGUCUAUGCUUAAGCACUCAAGCUUAAGUCCAUGGAUAUGAGCAUUGAAGGGCUGUUUAAAUCCAGUUGCUGGUGAUGAGGGUUGGAUUUGACCAAGCUAUUUACAGGUUCCAGGAAACAGAGUAUCUCUGAACAAAAAUGAGAAAUCUCUAGUAUUUGUGAGAGGUGAGGAAAAGAAAAUGGAUUUUGCUAGCACAUUUUAACUCUGGUAGGUUUUUAACGCUGUGGUAGGUGACCUAUAACUACAUUUCUUCAGGGACAGAAGUGGGAGAGUGUAAGUGAAGACCAUAAAUGAUUUGGAUACGUGAAAAUUCAACAUGCUGUCAGGGGACACAUCCGAACAUGACGCUUUUCUCAGUUGUUGCUGUAUGUUCUCAGAAAAGGGCAAAACCCUUCUAAGCAGGUUUUGGCAAGGUGACCCAAAGGAACAGGAGAUUCCCCUUCCUCACCUCGUCUUUCCUUUCAUUGCAGAGUUGCUCGGGAAAGUCAGGCUGUGCAGGGCAAAGGUAGUGGCUUGCUUGGUGCAGUGGGACAUUUGCAAUGGGCCAGGAGACAUCCCCCUUAGCUAAGGAGCCCCAGUUAAACCUCACUUGCCCCAUCUCCAUUGGCAAUCAAUGUUGGCACCUCUAGAAUGGCAUUAAGACAUAGACCUCCCAGCUGAGAGAGGUGGGGAUGAAUUCAGGACUAAGCAAGGUUAUACGUGGGCAUCUGGCAACCCUGCCAGAUAUCCUUUGAUAUGAACCCAUCUGAAACAGGGGUCGCCAACUUAGCAUGGGAAUUUUCCCUUUUUCCACCCCACCCCAAUCUCUUAACAGUGCCCUUUGAGGCCUGAAUGUGAAGUCUAGGAUUUGUUUUGCACACUUGGGAUGGCAUUUCCUUUUAAAGGGAGGUGGGGACUGAAAACUAACAUGAAGGAUUAGUAUUUUUCUUUUUGUUUUUUGUUUUUUUUUCCAAUGUCUUAUGGGAGCCUAAGUUAUUUUUCUCUACCUCAUAUGUACAGCUUGUAGGUAUAAAUCUGAUUCUGAGUGACUGUUGAGAAUGUAUUUAAGUUAUUUAACAUCUUUGUAUAACAAGAAAGCCAGAACAAAUGAAACAAUAAAUGUAUUUUAAAUUAUA
Dromaius novaehollandiae (emu) is the source of this 7620-nucleotide messenger RNA. It is a transcript of the gene WNT9A, whose product is annotated as Wnt family member 9A. NCBI's taxonomy places the organism in Eukaryota, Metazoa, Chordata, Aves, Casuariiformes, Dromaiidae. The transcript has 4 exons. Gene Ontology annotation, molecular function: frizzled binding; cytokine activity. Gene Ontology annotation, biological process: neuron differentiation; multicellular organism development; canonical Wnt signaling pathway. The coding region runs from base 109 to 1200 and encodes 363 amino acids. Gene Ontology annotation, cellular component: extracellular region. The record is from RefSeq and is a predicted model, not a curated record.